This is a messenger RNA of Amoebophrya sp. A25, 1181 nucleotides long. The record is from the annotation of a GenBank genome assembly. NCBI's taxonomy places the organism in Eukaryota, Dinophyceae, Syndiniales, Amoebophryaceae.
UGGCCCAAGCUGCGGUAUUGGCUACUCAAACCAUGCAACACCACCUCAACAUGAGCUUGAAGUAUGUUACGCUGUUGUACCACAGUCUGGAGCAAAAGCACACGAUUGAUCGCAAAUCAGCGGUGCAUGCUAACCUGGAAAGUGGACUAUCGCCACAGAAAGGUCGCAACAACAACUCGAGAAACACGCGAAAACAGGUAGUAGCGGAUGAAGAACUAGCAUUAGAAAAUCACCAUGGAGAUGGAACACCGAAGAAGGAGCAACCUCCCUCGCUAGGAGAGGAGCAACCACCGUCGCUUGGAGAAGAGCUCACGGGGGACGCGCUUUAUUUGACAGCUGUGAUGUUGAACAGCUCGCUAUUGAAAGCCAUUUAUGCCUUUUUUUUUAUUCACUAUCCACUUAGUGUUAAGAAUAGUACUACCUGGUGUUAAACAAGUAGAUAGUACUACAUGUACAUCUUUUCAUCAUCAUAGAAAUGAAAGUAUGGACAUGAGUAUGAGUUUCGUAAUAGGCCGUCGCCCUCAAGUUCAAGUGGUAAGACAUCUUCAAUGAUUGAUCUCCUCGACUUCUACUCUUCAUAUCGCGCACGUGGUCGAAUCGUUCCAGAACCAUGCAAGUGAGCACGUGGAGAGUCGUGAUCUCACCAUAGACGACUAUGUGUCAUUCGAUGGCACGCUGACAACGAUAUACGAAGGGGAAAAUCCUCAAACCGCCAAGCCUGCUACAUCUGGAGGAUCCUCUGCAUCUUCGGGAUUGAACCAGAAAAACAAGCAGGACCUUCAACAGGGGACUACUUGUUCAUCAACAAUAUCCUCAUCACCGACGUCCUCGUAUAGUGCAUCAAGUACAUCCUGCUAUGGUCCCCAUGAUACCACAACUGGUGGCAUUGCUUCGUCUACCACGAGUGAAACGAAUGAUGAAAACCGAAAUGCUUCCGAAAAACAUGAUGGAGAUCAUCCUGGUAGAGGUCAAAGUAGUCAAGAAGCUCAACCUCAAGAACAUCAUCUGCCUUUUCGAGAACAAGUGCGGAAGAGUGCGAGUUUGCAUGAGGUAAUUACAGCCCUGACGGAACAGCAACAGAGCUGGAAAGAGGAAAUCAUGCAGUUGCGGGAACAGAGGUCGGCCCUAGAGAAAAAACUAGUGGAUACGGUCGUCGGAGGUAAUGGAGGUGGAGGUGGGAC